Messenger RNA from Vidua chalybeata, 9631 nucleotides. RefSeq names its product forkhead box J2 (gene FOXJ2). Gene Ontology annotation, molecular function: RNA polymerase II cis-regulatory region sequence-specific DNA binding; DNA-binding transcription factor activity, RNA polymerase II-specific. The coding region runs from base 5436 to 7061 and encodes 541 amino acids. Gene Ontology annotation, biological process: regulation of transcription by RNA polymerase II. Gene Ontology annotation, cellular component: nucleus. The record is from RefSeq and is a predicted model, not a curated record. Lineage: Eukaryota; Metazoa; Chordata; Aves; Passeriformes; Viduidae. The transcript is spliced from 11 exons.
GCUGCGGCCGCCCCCGGCCCCGGGCAGCCCCGCCGCCCGCCACACGUUCCCUGGCUGGAUGCGACACGGGGCGGGGAGGAGCCGCCCGGCUGCUGAGUGCGGGGGCUCUGCGCGCUCUUAAGGUGGCCCGAGAGCCCGACGGGAGCGGGACCGGAAUAGCCCAGGGUGUCCCCGGUGGGGCGGAGGAGGGGCGCGGCAGCGGCGGUGGGAGCUGCCUGGUGUGGGGGCGGCGUGCGGGGGCGGCUGCUGGAGAAUGCCCGCUCGGCCGUCAGGGUGAGAGAGCCGGGUGGAGGUUUAUACCGGGAGAUGAGAGCCUGUCACAUGAGGAUUCCCACUGCAGAGACGGGGGGCGGCGGCUGGAGACUGUGUGCUUUCCUGUGUGUCCGAGGCUAGGCCAGCAAACACGUUUCUCGACGAUUGUCCAACCUUUGAAACUUCGGAGCUCCCGGCAGGUGCGGUUGGCACUGGUGGAGAUAUCAGGUACACUGGCUUUCUUGUAGUUAGGAUCCUAAACGUCUAAUUGGUGAGUUUUAAACCACCAGUUUUGGCUUCUCGAUUGUGCAAGAUGCAUCAUUACACGCAUAGGUAUGUCAUUUACAUAGAACACACCAAGAAAUUAUUCAAGAUACACAACGUGAGGAGCCAGUAAAUUUUUACAUAUGUAUGUACAUAAUCACAGAAUCUGUGAGGUGGCAAAAGACCUCUGAGAGCAUCGAGUUGAACCUUUGACUGAAUGCCACCAUAGCAACUAGAGCAUGGCACUGAGUGCUACAUCCAGUCUUUCCUUAAACACUUACAGGGACAUAGGCAUCACUGCCUCCAUGGGCAGUCCAUUCCAGUGUCUAAUCACCAUUUUCUGUGAAGAAAUUCCUCCUGAAGUCCAACCUAAACCACCUUAGGCUAUGUCCUCCUGUCCUGUCACUUGUUACCUGGGAGAAGAGGCCAACCCCCACCCAGCUGCCCCCUCCUUUCAGGUGGUUGUAGAGUGAGAGGGUUACCUCUGGGCCUUUUCUACAGGCUAAACAACCCCUGUUCCCUCAGUCGUUCUUGUACUUGUGUGCAAGUACAUAAACUAAGAUUUUCCUGGCUAAGAAGGGUUUUUUUAAAAAAAAAACCCAAGCCAAACACCUAACCCUGCCCAGGGCAAAAACAUGUUAGGAUACCUGCAUGUUACAUAGGAUUCCUGAGAUGCCUGUUUAUUACUAGUUGCAAAUGGAAGGAACAGUCCUUCAGGCAGGAUGUAGAAGAGAAUUCCUUCACAAAUGCUGAGACUUUCAGUGUCCCAACUGCCAAAAACCAAAGCCACCUCCUACACCUUCCUGGAUGCAAGAAGCCCCAACUGCCCGCUACCCAUCUGUCAAAAUUUAUAGAUCUUAGACAAAUAUUAACAAUUCAGUCAUGCGCAAAGCCUGUGGCAUAUUGAAAAAAUUGUGAGAAGGAUAAAAUACAUUGAAUGCAAUGUAAAAAUAAGCUACUUGGUGACUGGUUUACUCUUUUUCCUGUGUCUCCAUCUGCUCUCCUCUGUCUAUUUAGCUUUGAAAGGGUUUGGGAUGUGUCUUUGUUCUCUGAAUGCUGAAUAUGAUGAUGGAUCACAAUCCGUUUAUCUCUCUGCAUUUCUGCCACACUGAUCCUUUGCCCUGCCUCCCUAGGGCACUUUUUGUGUUGGAUGGUAAUUUUUGCAUUUACAUUCUUACAAGCAGUGGAAGAAGCUUUUAAUUGUCUAUAAAAAGCAGGCAGUACUUCAGAUACUCAUGCGAGGAGAGGAUCCUGAAAACCAAAAGGAAAAAUAAGUAGGGAACACACAUCGGAUGCCUGGCACACGUCGAGUCCAACCACAGCUUUUUACCACCUCUGCAUUUGGCUACAGAUCAAACAACUUGCAGAUACCACCCUUCUGCCUCCCAGCACAAUGAUGCUCCUGCCUUGUAUCUCAGUAAAGAGUAGUCUGAGCACUGUAUGGACACAAAUCCUAGCUAGAGGGGGACUCGGGAACUUGGACUAGGAGUAGCAGACACCCAAAGACCACCUAGCCCAAAGAGAAGUCAAAAGAGAGGCAAAAGAAUAAGGGAGCUGAAGCUAAGCUGUUCACACAGGACUUGAGUGAGGCUGGGAGAAAUGAAAGAAUAGGACAGAGCUUUGCUAUGGCAGUGGGAGGAAAAGAGAUGGUUGUUGGCCCUUGGUAAUGAUCAAGAACACCAUAAUGGGGAUCUGUAGUGAGAUAAUGUGAAUAAUAUGGGGAAAAAGGCAGGAAACCCUCCUUGACAGAACAGGUAGUAGCAGAGGGUGGAAAGUUGUGACUAGAGCUGCUGGCAUAGUUGCAGAAGAAGGGGAUAGUGUGGGAGAAGGAGGACACAGAGAAUUCUGAGAGGAUGGAGGAUGAUGACUGACUUCCUGAAAUGAAGGCGUGGAACUAUGGCACAGGUUUUGACCUGUUGAAGGAAUGCAAGGAGUCAUUGCAGGUGCAAUGGUAAACUCAGCUCUGCAAAAGCAGCAAGUCUUAAAACACCCCCUCUGCUAUCUCAAUUUUCAUAUUACAGUUUCCAAAAGUAAAAAAAAUAUUUUCUCAGAAAAUGCCAUUUCCUCCUAGUAUAUGUGCUGUCCUCUACUUCAAGCCUUAUAGCAUUUGGAAGGAUUCAGAUGUGAAAGCACACACAAAAAGAUGAAAUGAUGAAAUAAAGGGCGACUUUCAGAUAACUGGGAUAGGGGCCCCGGGGGGCCUGUUUCGGUCAUGCUUUUCAGAUUGACACAUCAAAAUUAUCUGUCUACCACACUGGCUGCAGGUGUAUGGUAUACCAGGCAGCAGCUGCUCCUCCUCACACACACAUUUUAGAGUAUUCUUAUUUGGCAUACUUUACUGCACAGUCCCUUUAAUGUUAUAAUGAACUCCUGCCUUGGUCUGCGUCCCUUAGACUUCUAGUCAACAGGAGGCUCCUAGUUUUUGGCCUGCUGGGUCAGAGUGGGACAGCACUGAGUGUAAUUCACAGAGUCACAGAAUGAGUUAGGUUGGACGGGACCACAGUGGGUCAUCUGGUCCAUCUUCCUUCUUUUAGCAGGGUCCUCCCAGAGUGCAUUGUGCAGGAUUGCAUUCGGGUGGUUCUUGAGUAUCUCCAGUGAGGGAAACUCCACAACCUCUCUGGGCAGCCUUUUCCAGCUGACAGUCUGUAUAGUGCAGUUUACCUGCACAGUAAAGUUCUUCCCCAUUUUCAGGUGGACCUUUCUUUACAUCAGCUUCUGCCUCUUCAUCCUAGUAGUUGGCACCACUGAGAAAAGCCUCGUUGCAUCUUCUUUGGGAGGACCCCCACUUUAGAUAUUUAUACACAUUAAUGAGGUGAAUUAAUGGGGUUUCCUAUAUGGUUCUAGCUGGCUGUAACACAUAGGAGAGAUAGCAAUGAGACUUUUAACAGUAUUGUCGUAGAAACGCCUUUUAAAAUCUGGUGAUGUCUCUGCAAUAGGUUGUGGAUGCACACAAUGCUUGAGGGAAAGCUACUAGAGACGGCUGCAUUGUUUUGGGGUGGGAGUUGACUCGGAGCACUCAGGGCUGAAGCAGGGCACCACCACUGCAUGGCUGGUGUGAGCAGCGCGGGUCGGCAGACCCCGACCCAGGGUGGCCAUUUGUGAGCCUCCGUGCCGGGGCUAUGGCCGGCUGUCGCAGGGUUGACCCCGCAGCCGCUGCCCCCCGUUUAGAGCGGCGAAAGGCGGCUGCUGGCAGCGGCCCGGGGGCGAGGGCCCCACGGUCACCUCCGCGGUGAAUCGCGCCCCAGUGCGGGGAUGGGCUCGGCCAGUCCCGGCGGGCGGGCAGCUCCUCCCCACUGCCUGCCAGAGCGGGCAGGCAGCCACUGCUCCCCCGGCCCGGCGCCUCCUUAACCCGGGGAGGCGGGGGCGGCCGCGGCCGGGGGGAGCCGGGGGAGGCGGAGCGGCGGCCGGGGAGGAGCCGGGGCCUGCAGUAGAGCCGCAGCCCGGAGCAGCAGCCGCGGGAGCGGCGGGGCCUGGAGAGAGUCAGCGCCGCCCGGGCCGGGCCCCCCACACCGGAGCCCGGGGAACCCCCCGGGGAACGAAGCCGCGGCCCGGCGGAAGGCGGCGGAGGCGCCGCGCAGCCCCGCGCAGGCCCGUGAGCCGCCGCGGCCUCCCGUGGUAGCCGAGCCCGGGCAGGAGGAGCUGGGGCCUGGGGGGAAGCCAGGGACAGCGGCCGGGGUGGGGGGACACCCCCGUAGCCUGCCGGGGUGGGGAAGAGACCCUGCCCGCCGCCCCCCGCCCCGUCCGCAGCCCCGUUAGGCAGCCCCGCGCCCGGUGUGGGGACACCCCGGCGCCCCCCCCGCCAGGCCCCUUCCCCGCAGCUGGUGAGGGAGCUUAACACUUUCCCCCUUCCCCACUAACGAGCCAAGGGUGUGCGGAGGCCCCCGGCACCCAGCCCUAGUAACUAUCUAGAAGCAGGUCUGCUCUUUCUUGUUGUGGAACAGAGCCUUCUGGAGCUCCCUCGAUACUUGUUACGGGGAGAGGUGUCCUCAGACCCCAGUUCCUGAGGAUUGUGACAAUAACCUUUACUGCCGACUCCCUCCUGCUGCUGAGGAAAGUCUUCUCUCAAGCAGAGCGGACAGCCCUUCCCCAGACCAGGUAGUAGUGGGUGCCUUUACAGGGGAAUCCUGUACAAUCCUGUAUGCCCAGGAGAGGCAAUUCCCAAGACAGAAAUAAGCAGGAGCUCCAGAUACUUACCUAGUAAUUUUAAUUAUUUACAUCUGCUCAGCAGGUGAUAGAGCAAAACAAGGGAGAGAAAGCAGAGAGAGAUUUAGCUAGUUUUUUCCAGUUGCUGUUAACUGGAGUUAAAGGUAAUUUCCAAUACUGAUCUCAUCCUCCUUCAUCCCAAGGAAGAUCCCUCAUCCCCUAAUCCCAAGAGGGUUUUCUUCAAAUACCCCGUGCAAGGAGAGAAGACACACCUCCUAGUUACAGGGAGAGGAAAAAGCAGAUUUCAGUGAUCAUAUCCACAGAGAUAGCAAGAAUUGUUUUAGAGAAAGAGAUUUUUUUUUUCCCCUUACAGGCAAGGUGUACCUAGAGAAACAAGAUUUCUAGGCAGGCAGAUUGGGGAAAUUGAUUUCUGAAAUAAUCUGACCAUCAGUGAAAAGGCUGUUUCCCGGGGAACACCCCUUCAGUAGUUAGCUGCCAAAAGGGAGAGAGGAUCUCCAUCCCAGGAUAAAACCAGCAGUUUUAGGGGACUGACAAUCCAAACCAGAUUGUUUUAAUACUCAAGAUCCUGAUUUCAUCCACGAUCCUUCUGCCCUCGAAAUAUUUUUUGAAGAAUCCAUUGGAAUAGCUGACAGCGACCGUCUGAGUAUGGGUCUCAGAGAAGGAGUGUGAAGGGCAGCACCCCAACAACCAGCACUGAAGAUAAUCCACCUCCCUCCAGAAAAUCUUCCAGACAGAAUAUUCCUGCUUCCAGCACCAUGGCCUCUGACCUGGAAAGCAGCCUCACUUCCAUAGACUGGCUCCCACAGCUUACUUUAAGGGCUACUAUUGAAAAAUUAGGGGGUUCCUCACAAGCAGGACCUCCAGGCUCUGCCCGAAAGUGUCCCCCAGGCUCACCAACAGAUCCCAAUGCCACACUGAGUAAGGAUGAAGCAGCAGUGCACCAAGAUGGGAAGCCACGUUACAGCUAUGCCACUUUGAUCACAUAUGCCAUCAACUCAUCACCUGCCAAGAAGAUGACACUUAGUGAGAUCUACCGUUGGAUCUGCGACAACUUUCCCUACUACAAAAAUGCUGGUAUUGGUUGGAAGAAUUCUAUUCGUCAUAACCUCUCUCUGAAUAAAUGUUUUCGAAAGGUGCCUCGACCAAGAGAUGAUCCUGGAAAGGGCUCUUAUUGGACAAUAGAUACAUGUCCAGAUAUAUCUCGCAAGAGGCGGCAUCCUCCAGAUGAUGACAUACCACAAGACUCCCCAGAGCAAGAGGCAAGUAAAAGCCCCCGAGGGGCUGUUCCAGUCAGCACAGAAGCUUCUUUGCCACCUGAGGCCACCCCUCAGAUGUCGAUCCAGAGCACUACCCCCAUUGCUAACUACAGUCAGGGUGCAGGGCCUGUGGAUGUUGCCUCUACUGUAGCAGGGGGGCAGGGCCGUGAAGGGGCCGAUGUGCCACCUCCGCUGUACAGUGCCAACCAUGACUUCAAGUUCUCCUACUCCGAGAUCAACUUCCAGGAUCUUAGCUGGUCCUUCCGAAAUCUCUACAAAUCCAUGCUGGAGAAAUCAUCUUCCUCUCAGCACGGUUUCUCUUCACUCCUUGGUGACAUGCAGCCCUCCAACCACAAUUACUACAUGUACCAGCAGCAGCAGCAGCAAGGCCCCUCCUCAGUAGGUGCUGCUCCCCCACUCCACACUCCAACCCCAGAGGGCUGCCCAUCCCAAGGAGGAAAGCAGCAGGGUGGUGAAGGUUAUGGCCCUCCACCAGUGAUGUCCAUGCACCCACCCCCGAUGCAGCAUGGAGGUUACCACCAGCAUCAACAACAUCACCCACACUCCCACCCACAGCAGCAGCCACACCAGCAGCAGCAGCAGUCACAGGCUUCAAUCAACAAUGCUGGCUUUGCAUUUCCCCCUGAUUGGUGCUCCAACAUUGAUUCCCUGAAGGAAAGCUUCAAGAUGGUAAACCGGCUGAACUGGUCUAGUAUUGAGCACUCUCAAUUCUCAGAGCUCAUGGAGAGUUUGCGCCAGGCUGAGCGGAAGAACUGGACGCUGGAUCAACACCAUAUUGCCAACCUCUGUGACUCCCUUAAUCACUUCCUUACCCAGACUGGUCAGCUGCCUCAUCUGGUUGGCCCACAGCAGCCCCCUCGAAUCUCUGAUUCUUGUGCCCUGAACAGUGGCAAACAGGAGCAAUCCAUGAACCAAGUGAACUCCUAUGGUCAGCCCCAGCCUCCCCAUCUCUUCUCCGGGCCAUCUCCUAUGUACCAGAUUUCUACCCAGGACUCUCCUGGAUAUAAUCGCCCAGCUCAUCAUCUGGUCCCUCGGCCUCCAGGACCUCCUCCAGGCGCCAAUGAGGAAAUCCCCGAUGAUUUUGACUGGGACUUAAUCACCUAGCGAGUUACAGACUUGAUAGUCCGUCCUUUAUGAAGGACGUGAGAGGGGAGGGGGACAUGGGGUCAAUGGUGUCAGCACCACCCUCCCCAGCCUCCCUGCCUUGCCUGUAUAUAGAUAUAUAUUCUCUAUCUCCGCCAGAGAAGCCACCGCAAGAUGCUGCCGAAGAUAAUCCUUCCUUGCGUCCUGUUUUAUCUUCUUUUCUUCUUUUGUUUAUUAUUAUUAUUGUUAUUAUUAUUAUUAUUACCAAUAAUUGAGCACAGCCCUCCCCCUCCUCCGGUGGCCUCAGACGCAUCGGAUCGGCUCUUUCAUGUUGCGCAGUGCCCUGUGGAGGGCGGGAAGAUGGGUCCUUGGUGCCAUGAAAAGACCUUGGAAGGUUGAAUCCUCGAGUGCAUCUUUCUCUGCCUCCGUUAUUUUGCGUUUAACAAUCCCUCUUUCCCUUCAAGGUGGCCGGUGAAUCUGUCGUAUUGGCUACUGGAGUGAGAGAGCUAGUGGACCCUGGGAGCCUGUAGUUAUGUUGUUUCGUAAAUGUUGUAAAGGUCAGGGGGCUGAAGGGGCACUGGAGGGGUGAUCUUAGCUCUGUUAACUUUGUUGCACCAGCAGGAACAGCAAGAAAAGAAGUGGUGUUCCCAAGUACAGAGAGAUGGUAAUCCCUGAGGUAGGGAGAGCUGAGCUGAGCUGGGAGGGCAGACCUGAGUUUGGAGAAAGGAGAAUGUAGCAGAGAUGGUAUUUCAGCUGAGAAGUUGGGUUUCAGAAUGUGGUGCCAUCUGUGAAGACUGAGAGAUUUUGAGGGAAUCCUGACCCAUUUCCUACACUGCCUUUUGCAGUCUCUAGGUGAAGCCUACAUACCCAUCAGGUAAAGAAGCAGUCAGGGGUGUCAUGCGUGAUUGAGCAAAUUCUGUUCCCCAGAGCUUUUAAUUUCACCCCACACCCCUUCAAGCCCUUUUUCAAAAUAUGUAGUGAGGCUCUCCCUUUUAUAUGCAAAUUUGGAAGUUUUCUCCCAUCAGUAUUUGUCCAAUUGUUAUUUGGUCCUCCACCCCUCAUAUUUCUUUGGAGGCUGUCUUUGCCUAUGGUUGAGAGUGCCAGCAACAGGAGUCUGGCUAUGUAGGUGCACGUCCUCCAUCAGUGGUUCCCACUUGGUGAAUGGGCUCGUGGUGGGCAGAGGAAGCUGCUGUGCAGAGUGGGGCUGAACUGGGGGGCUGCUGGUCAAGGGCUUUACCCUCUGGUCAGGGACCAAGAGGCCCUUGGAAGCAGUUUUUGUAAGAGGGGCAUGAGGGGAGAGAGGAAGCAGGGCAGGGUUUUGAACCAACCAGCCAAAGAGUGUAGUAUGAAAGGGAGGAGGGUGUCUCAGACCCCUUGCAUUUCAGCUGGGGAGAUGAUGUAACCUAGUGUAAAUCCUGAAGGAUGAACUUUGUCAGCACGUGCAAAUCAGGAAGGUGGAAAAGGUGCAGGAACGGGAGUGAGCAUUGAGAUGCUUCCUCCCCCAAGUUGUGUCCUGUGUUCCCCUUCAUUUCUCAUAGGACUCUGUUCUGUCAAACAUCUUGUUUCUUCUUAAUAUUUUGUAAAGCCUCCCCCAGCCCUUAUUCCGUAUUUACCAGUGAAGGGAAUAAAUGUGGAAAGAGACUAUCAUGGCUGCUUGACAGACCUAGAGCACAGGAGUAAAGUAAUAAACUGUAUUCUGACUGCAGGAAGGUGGAGAACUAGCACUGCUUUUUAAAUUUGCUGUAGGGAUAAACAAAUUGGAAAUUGGAUUGUUGCCAGGGAAGUGGACAGUGUCUCAUUGCAUUGGAAGGGGAGAACAGCACUUUUUUUUCUUUUUUUUUCCUUUUUUUAAUUUUUUUUGUUGGGUGUUUUUUGGUUUUUUUUUUUUUUUUGUUUUGGUUUUUUUUGUUUUGUUUUUGUUUUGUUUUAAAUGUGUGUUUGGGGGGGCGUUCAUCAUUGAACAUUUCCAAGAGAAAUGAGGAAUCCCAGACAGCUUCAACAUGGAGUCAGCUGUUAUCUCUGCUGCCUCAGGAUGGGAAUGAUACAGAUUUGGAAGCAUGUGUGAUAGGUUUCUGUGGAAAGUGGCACUGGAGACAACAAUGAGAGACAACUUACGGCAGGUGCCAGUUAGUGUUUUGCAGUGGACAUUACUGAGAGCUGGCCCCGUGGAAGUCUGAAAACACCACCGGAAGAAAAAACAAACCAAGAUGGCUCCUUCUGCGUAUCCAAGUGCUCCUCAUUUGCAUAUUUGCCUCAUUUGCGUAUUAAGUUGUGCCUCAUUUGCAUAUGUAAAUACAUGCCGGUCAGUGUGCAAAUUAGCCUCGUUCCUCUGCCCCUGAAAUCAAUGUGUGGUGUUAGUGAGUGGUAAGACAUCGAUGGGUGGGUGUGGAGCUCUGCGGGUGCACUGGCACCGGCCUGCAGGCAGGGCAGGGGGGCCAGCCUGGCCCACAGAGGGGUCUUGCAGGCCCCUCCAGCCUGAUGUGGCCCCAAUGCCUCGUGUCAGUGGUCAGGGAGAGAGGGGCGUGGUCUCACGAGUUUAUUUUUGUGCAUGCUUUCUUAAUAAAAAGAAAAAGUGAAUGUUUAUGGUUUAA